Guillardia theta CCMP2712 is the source of this 378-nucleotide messenger RNA. RefSeq lists its product as hypothetical. The transcript has a single exon. Lineage: Eukaryota; Cryptophyceae; Pyrenomonadales; Geminigeraceae. The annotation marks the transcript as partial. The record is from RefSeq and is a predicted model, not a curated record.
ACAAUCCAAACAUGCUCGUCGUACAAGUCAGGAUUGAUGCACAUGCUCAAGAAUUACGGGGUUACACUGAGCACGGAGGCGGUGAAAACAUUGAGCAGUGACUUCAGAGGAUUGAAGCGAACAUUGAAUCUUUCUGAAUCUUGCAACCAAAACGCAGCAGUGACAACCGGCAAGGUUCCGUUGUCAUACGAUUUGUACUCAGUAUUGGCAAAGGUUAUGCUACAGAAACCAGAAAGAGAAUAUGUUUGGGCCAGAACCUUUCUGAUUCUGGCAUGGAAUUUGAUGUCCAGAUCCAGAAACGUAUGCACACUGUUGUACGAUGACAUGGAAUUUUUCGGGGAUGCCUUGCGAUUCUACGUAAUUAACUCGAAAAAUGAU